GAGAGAAAAACAAACAUGGGGCGGCCACGUGGGCGGAGCCGAGCGCGGGACCCGCCCCGGCCCCUGCCCCCAGCCUCGCUGAGCCCGGCCCCGCCCCGCCCCCAGCGCCCCCCCCAGCGCCGCCCCCGCCCUCCCCACUGCCGCAGCCGCCGGCCCCGCUCCCUGGCCGCAGACGACCCGCAGCAGGGUCCCCGCCCGGCCAUGCUGCUGGGGGACGAGAUCAGCGCCGGGGACCGGCUGAGCGGAGCCGCCGCCCGGGGGGACCUGGCCGAGCUGCGCCGCGUCCUGCACCAGGAGCUGGUUCAUCCCGACUCGCACAACCGCUUCGGCAAGACGGCGCUGCAGGUGAUGAUGUUCGGCAACACGUUUGUGGCAGAGGAGCUGCUGAAGCAGGGCGCCAGCCCCAACAUCCAGGACGAGGCCGGCCGGGCGCCCGCCCACGACGCGCGCACCGGCUUCCUGGAUACCCUGCGUGUGUUGGUGGAGCAUGGGGCCGACGUCAACGUGCCCGAUGGGGCGGGGGCGCUGCCCGUCCACGUGGCCGUCCGGGAGGGGCACAUGGAGGUGGUGCGGUACCUGGCGCCCGAGUCCAACCUGCGGCACCGUGACGCCGAGGGGCGCACCCCCCUGGAGCUCGCCCGUCACCUGGGCCUCUCGCACCUUGAGGCCAUCCUGGAGCAGCACCUCUCUGCCCCCGCGUAACACCUUCCUGGGCAGGAGGUGGGUGGCACUGCUCCUCCUGGGACAUCCCCAGUCCUGCCGUUGCACCCGCCCCAGAGGGACUUGCCUGCCCCCUCCCGUCCUAAUUCCCGGCCCGUGUAAAGGCAGCUCCCUGCCCCCCACCUACCUCAGAGUUCGUCUUUAACUUUCACUGUUGUUUCUAUUUAUAUUUUUUGUGGGUGCUUUUCUCCCCUCCUAGGAUGUUCCCGAGUGAGGGGGGCUUCUCCCCACCCCGUCCUCCUUGCCGUGGGUGCUUCCCCCUCCCUCCCGGAUUGCUGACCUGUGUGUGUAUGUGAGGGGAAGCCUGGUUUUGCUGCCCAUGAUUCAAACUCGGAUCCCUGGGCGGCUUGCUAACCUUGCAGCCAGGAGGAGUGCCUGCCAUGCAGCGAAGACUGUCUGUGGUGUGGGGAGGGCACGGUGACACAACGGUGCUUCAGUUGCAAAGCCGGACCUUCCCUGCCCCCUCCCACUUCAGUGCAAAGCAGUGCGGGGGUUGUGUGGCUCCCUAGGAGAGCGCUCCAUGCACAGGGCCCUCUGGUCUCUCCCCACCCCCAUAUCUGCCCGUCCCCCUGCCUUGUACAGUGUUAUUUUGUGAGUGUCCGUUUUGCAUUGAACCCAGCCGGGAGGGGCGGGGGUUGGUGGGGGGCACUGGGAACUGCGGCAUGCAAAGGGUUAAUGGGACCAAGCUGAUGAGAGGGACAGGAGGUUAGAGCCCAGGGGGCUGGACUUGAGUUGGAGCUAUGGGGCAAAUACCCAGGUCUAGGGCCGGCCAGCAUUUGGGAUCCCCCAUGGCAACGCAUAGGGCUGCUAUUAAAGAGGGCGUCCCACUGGCAAGAGCCUCAUGUUGCCCAUGGGAUUCCACACCCCGUCCCAGCUCCCAGAUCAGCUCUGUGCCUCCCGCCCCUCCUUGGUCCAGGCUGCCCUAGAGACUACACAUCCCAGCAUGCAAUGCAGCUCACGCUGGCCUCUGUGGUCUUGCCAAGCCACGCUCCAGCCAUGGUUUGGGGGAUGGUGGCUGGUGUUUUCCCUCCUCUGCUAGGCCCCUUGGGGACGGGCGAGCAGUGUCCCUUCCCCCCGAGCGCCCGUGUGUUUGAAACAGAAUUGUCUUUGCGUUGAAAACGUUUGAGCUUGAUUCUUCCGGCAGCAGCCUCUUCCCGGGAUGAAUUGGUGGAUCUGUGCUGUGUAUAUAGUGGUUUUUUUAAAACAGAGAAAAGAUUAAACCAGAUUCUAUUUAUUGUGCUUUGGAGAAAAUGUUGGGGGAUAAUUUAAUGUUUUUAACCAUUAAAUUAAUAUUUGUGGAUUAUGAA
This is a messenger RNA of Caretta caretta (loggerhead turtle), 2027 nucleotides long. RefSeq names its product cyclin dependent kinase inhibitor 2D (gene CDKN2D). NCBI's taxonomy places the organism in Eukaryota, Metazoa, Chordata, Testudines, Cheloniidae. The record is from RefSeq and is a predicted model, not a curated record. Gene Ontology annotation, cellular component: nucleus. Gene Ontology annotation, molecular function: protein binding.